Messenger RNA from Triplophysa rosa, 3552 nucleotides. Its product is annotated as kinetochore-associated protein DSN1 homolog. Lineage: Eukaryota; Metazoa; Chordata; Actinopteri; Cypriniformes; Nemacheilidae. Gene Ontology annotation, biological process: mitotic sister chromatid segregation; cell division. The record is from RefSeq and is a predicted model, not a curated record. The transcript is spliced from 11 exons. The coding region runs from base 21 to 1037 and encodes 338 amino acids. Gene Ontology annotation, cellular component: MIS12/MIND type complex.
CGCGCGGGCUUUGAAAGAAAAUGGCGGAGGUUCAGAGUGAAGUAUUCGAGCGGUAUGACGAUAGCAGCAUUCAGACUAGGGUCUCAGAGGUUUCUCAUGGGAUCAAACGGCCACAUGACAGUGACCACAUCUCGGGACCUCCUCAGAAGUCUCCUUGCACAUCUCCUGCUCCUGCAGUAAUGCAGACUUUAGGAGAAGAGCAACAGUCAAAGGAUCCAAAGUUGAGCUGUGUGGAGGACGGCAUGAGGGAAUCUAUAAAUAUGGAACCUGCUCCAGAACCAAAUUCACGGAGGAAAUCCUGGAGGAGAUCGUCCAGGGGCCGGCGCUCUCUUCCAGCCUUCCAGAGCACCUCAAAGCUCCUGUGUGAAUCUGUCAGCCUCUCUCUGUCUGACAAUGAGAGACUGGAGAUGCUAAUGAAAGCUGCAAUGAAGAAGACAGUGAAGAGGGUCAAAAACAGUUUAUACACUAUUCCUGGUGUAGAUAUAGAGACACUUCAGACGCAACUUGAAUCCUUGCAUGAACAGUGGGACACUGCGGCUAAAGAGAUUAGCGGAGAAACUCAGAAUUCACUCCCAAGUGUUGACAGUGACCCUGCUGUUAAAGGGAUUACGUCACGCAUUCAGAACGACAUAAACAGGUUACAGGCUGAAACUAUUUCCUGGGAGUCCCUUUUAAACAAACACCGGACCAAAGCCGAUGAACUAGACAAGUGUGUGGAGCGUGGAGAAGAGAAAGGAGUGCCGCUGGACCAGUCCUGCCUUGCCAAAUCUUCACAGAGUCAACUAAUUCAGAGUAAACCUGACUACAAGGCAGUGCUAAUGAGACAACAAAAAGUGCUCAGAAACAUGGAGUUAGUGAUGGACUCUCAGUGUUGUAUCAUGAGGGAGCUCUUGUCUUUCCAUGAAAACUCUCAGCUUUUGCUAAAGGAGACCAGUGCCAGAAUGGUUUCCAGGGCUGGAUUCCAAAAUAUCCCCUCAUCCCCAGUUAGACAGCUGAUUAAAGGACCGUAUCUAGCGUCCCAUCCUAGUGUACAGUGAUGUCAUCAUCAAGACAAAUUUUAUAUGCAUUAACCUUGUAACAUUUGUUCUUUCGUCUCUGAAAAUAAGGUUUUUGUGGCAUACAUUUUUUCUGCUUCAGUAGUUAUAAGUAAUGACACAAAUUUUACCCGUUGUAUUUUUUAGCUGCUGUAUUUGUAUAGUUGUAGGAGUCGUAUGCAGUUUUUUACUUUUACACAAGACACGGAUGAACACUAGAUGGCAGUCUAGUUAUUCAAAGCUCCUUCACCUGUGUACUUUUAACUUUUGUAGAGUGCUUUGUAAUAUUUUAGUGGUUCUAAAUACAAUUAAAUGCCUGCAGAUUUACUUUACACAGAGUAGCUGUAUUAUUCGUUUGCAGAAGAAAUUCUGUUGUGAGCCCCCAACUGCUUUUAAAUGGUCCUUAUUGGCCAGGGUUAAUAUUCAUUGAUUUGUGUCUGUUUUUUCUUUCGCCUGGAUGAUGAAAUGAUUGAAUGAACUGGUGUCUUGUUUCCCAGGCAAAUAUCGAGAAAGUAUUUAUGUUUUACGUCACGGUUAUUAGCUUAAAGAAAAGACGGUGGCCUUUGGGCUUCAGUCAUGAGCUCUUUGAGUGCCUUUUAGCCUCUAUUAUGUUUAUUUCUGCGCGUCCUGUGACCAUUCUAUGGGCUUGACCCCUUCCCCCCACACUUCCAUCUCUUGUUCUCUGUAAUGCGGGGCUGCUGAGCGAGAUGAAAGCUCACAGGAUUUUCCCAAUGAUUUCUACACUUCAGCGUUCAAUCUGUUUAGAUCACGUUUCCAUGCCCUCAAGACUAAACAUGUCCUACUCUGAACUCUCAAGCCAAUAAUAUUUGAGAUAGAACAAAGCAGUUCACUUGGAAUAGUUGGUCCACUGUGAUCAAAAAGAUUGAAGACAGACGUUUUAAGAUUCUCAAGUAGCAUGGGCCAUCAGGAAACCUUUAACUCUUCAGAUCUCGUAAGCCGUUUUGGUUGUUUCUCUUCAAAUGAGGUCAUUUUACCCUUUUUUGCUUGAAGGCUGAUGAGACCCGGCUUGUGUUUAGUGUUCUCUGUUAAUGUAGGGAUGGAGGUGGUGUAGCAGGAGACUGGGGUUAAGCGUUAGAAGCACUGGGGGUGGCACAGCAAGAGAGAUCGAUUCUUAUUUAGAUGAAAAUGAGGCUAUGCGCUUGUGGGCUGAGGGUGCAUCUGCCUCAAACUGAUUUAAAAAGAAUACCUAUUCAGAGUAGAGAGGAGAAAAAAACUAUUCUCAUGGUGGAAAAUACUUUUAAAUUAAACGUCAAUUGACAAUGAUUAAUCUAUGUAUGUGAUACGGAAGAUGUCUGCGUAAGUAUGGAGUUUUAUCUUAUGAGAAAAACCGUAUCUUCCCUUUUCGCUGGACAUAUUACAUUAUGCUCUACUUUUUCAUUUACUGUCAGCAUACUGAAACCCGUGUGGUUUUAUAUAUGUUUAUAUCGUUUCGAUGCGUGUAAUAAACAGAAAAGGAUCCUUAUUAAAUAUAUUCAUAUACUCGCGUCUUGCCAAUCUUGAUGUCUGACCCAAAAUGUCUUUUUAUCAUUGCGUUACAUUUUAGAUCUACAGAUGUGAUUUUUGUUCAAAUUAAUCGCUGGUCACAGUGCUCCAUCAUUCAGGAAAUCAAAAGUAAAAGAUCUUAAAAAAUAUGGAUUUUCAAUUACCCAAAAUGUUGUGUGAAAGCAAUGCUGUGAUAAUGAGUUCAGGUUACGGGUUGUUCUCUAAUAUUCUCAUUCUCACUUCAGAUUGAUUAGUGUUAGAUUGUAGCCGAGAGAUGUGCUCCGCGUCAGCAUAAACCAGCAGCGGUUUUGUCCUAUUCCUCUCUGCACACACACCAUCCAACUCCCAUUGAAAUGCUCCAGGCUGCAUCUCCUCUCCAUGUAUCCCAGCAGCCAUUUGUCUGUCUUUCCUUUCUGAGCGAUGAACUACCAAAAACGUCCACGUUUGCAAAAAACAUUGGGACCACUUAUUUUUAAUCUGCUCUGUCUGUGCACUUGGAAAAAUAAGCGACGUUGGUUCGAGCCAUUUAUAAAUAUACAUUCAUUCUAUGUACUGUUAGAUAAAAAAUGAUUUGCAGUAUAUGACUCAGAUUAAUUGAAGUCGUAACUUGAAAUGUGUUCAUUUGUUACCAAAUAACGCUUACAUUUUAACACUUAUUAAACUGUUGUAUUCAAUCGCGUUUUCAUAUACCUUUUGGUUUAGGUUAGUUUGGUGGGUUCCGGUGGUUUUUAGUGUCUUUAUUGAAAAUACAGAUGGAACAUCAGUAAUUCUGUCGGAUUACAUUUACCAGACAUUUCAGAUAAUGAAUCUGAAUUUUGUGCUUAGGUGCCCUAUAUUUUCUUUAAAGGGCUUAACACCUUGUCGGUUUCACUCUCUGGCAUACAUAUUGUUAGUGAAAUUUCACCUUAUGACAAGACAAAUCUGUAUCAAAUUCAUUGAUAUCUUUGUAUAUAAAUUUGAAAGGGAUGGCACCCAAAAAUGAAAGUACUGUCACCAUUUACUCACCCUUAUGUAA